AUGUUUGUAUUUCGUGAACGACAAACGGUCGCUCACAUUUACAACGUACCACGGACAAAUAUCAGUUAACAAACUCGUGCUCGCUAUUUCCAUUUAAUUGUGACACAAUUUAUGUUAAUUUAUAUUAAUUUUAUUCAAACUACUUGACCAAUUUUAUAUAAUUGAAAAUGAUAGACGCUUGAAAAUCAACCGUUUUCGUCUAAGUGACUCAUCGCCAGAAUGAGAAUAUAUUCACAUAUAUGGAUAUCCAAUACAUCUUGAAAUGUACCUAAUGACUUGGAUGGUGAUCUGUAAUUUGAAGAGAAUGGACUGAAGAGGACUCGAAUUGUGAGUCAAAACGUUUGCGUAUUAAUGUAAAGUUGCGUCAACUAGCGUCGAAUAAACGCCAUUUACCAACGUGUCUAAAUAUACGUCAAAGAUAUUAAGAAAACUCAAUUUGCAAGAAAGUGAAAAUAACGAGAAUGGAAGAUAAAAGUCUGAGUGAGGUACUUACGGUAAAAGAUCCGGCAAAAAUAACAAAAUCGAAUGAACCGUCUGAUGUUGAACCGUUAAAACUGAAGGUGUAUAAAAAGAGAUGGCUAAUACUCAUCAUCUAUAUGAUUUAUAAUGGAACGAAUUCUUCUCAAUGGAUAGAAUAUUCGAUUAUAAGCAAUAUAGUUACUAGGUAUUAUGGAGUGUCUUCGUUAAUGGUUGACUGGACUUCGAUGUCAUUUUUGGUGAUUUAUAUGGUGUUUGUAUUCCCAGCAUCGUACGUGACAGACAAGUACGGUUUGCGAUGGAGCGCUAUUAUAGGCGCCGCUUUAAAUUGUAUAGGUUCCUGGAUAAAAAUCUUUUCCGUCCACCCCGACAUGUUUUACGUCGCUUUUAUCGGUCACUCGAUAGUCGCGCUCGCGCAGACAUUAGUCCUGCCGAUUCCGGGCCGCUUGGCCGCGCAAUGGUUUCCUUCUACCGAACAUUCAACCGCCACGUCUUUGGGUAUUUUUGGCAAUCAAUUGGGAGUAUCGUUGGGUUUUCUCUCAGGGCCUAUGAUAGUGAAGAAUCACGAUAGUCUGGAUGAUAUCGGCAAAGAUCUGACACGAUUAUGCUGGAUCAUUGCAAUCAUCGGCUCGAUUGUAUUCGGUCUGGUUCUUAUACUAUUUCAGAAUGAACCGAAACUACCGCCGAGCGAGACGCGGGCGCUGCAAAAAUUAAAUCGGGCGAAGAAAAGAGAGGAGUUUAUGGCGCCCAUUAAAAGGCUCUGCAGGAACAAAAACUACAUUAUGCUCUGUAACUGUUACGGUUUAAAUGUCGGAGUACUGAAUGCCGUGUCUACAUUACUCAAUCAGAUAUUCCUCGCACACUUCGAGAAUGGAGAAGAAGACGCAGGCAGAAUUGGCUUAGCUAUAAUUCUGACUGGCAUGGCAGGAUCCGUUAGUUUCGGUAUCAUCCUUGAUAAGACGCACAAAUUCAAAGAAACUGCCGUGACUGUAUAUUUUCUUACAUUUGUUGGUCAAGUAUUAUUCGCGGUGUCUAUUUGCAUGGGUAUAAAAUGGAUGGUAUACGUGUCGGCGAUUUUCUUAGGGUUUUUUAUGUCGGGAUAUCUGACAUUGGGAUACGACUUGUGCACUGAAUUUACGUAUCCAGAAUCGGAGAAUAUACCUGCGGGAUUUCUCUUCAUAACAGCCUCUAUUUACGGCAUUAUACUCAUUAUAAUAUUUGGAAUAAUACUAAACGCAUAUGGCGAUAUUCCGGUGCACAUCGGUUUUUGCUUGACUUUGCUGCUAGGUGCUAUCUUGACCGCAAUAACGAAAGACGAGCAAAGACGACAAGAUGCGAGGAAGAAAGCUCAGUACGAAGGAAUUGCGAAAAUGGAGAAAAACGUCGACGGUGUUCCAGAAACUACUCAACUAACUAAUAGCGUUAAUUAAUAGACACAUUGCAAAUGAUAGGGGAGAGUAGAUUAAGUCGGUCCGUGUUUCAAAUAUAACCUUUUUAAUUUAAAUGAAUACGGUUAAGCAGAUUUGCGUGUCAUUUAUAAUGUAAAGUUUUUAUAAGACACCGAACAUGAAAGUAAUUUUAAAGUUAUGUUAUACUACAGCAUUUGAAUUUAAUAAAAAUUGUGAUAAAACUAA
Messenger RNA from Solenopsis invicta (red fire ant), 2111 nucleotides. Its product is annotated as feline leukemia virus subgroup C receptor-related protein 2. Gene Ontology annotation, cellular component: membrane. Gene Ontology annotation, biological process: transmembrane transport; heme export. Bases 462 to 1907 code for a protein of 481 amino acids. The transcript is spliced from 8 exons. Gene Ontology annotation, molecular function: heme transmembrane transporter activity; heme binding. Lineage: Eukaryota; Metazoa; Arthropoda; Insecta; Hymenoptera; Formicidae. The record is from RefSeq and is a predicted model, not a curated record.